Molecule: messenger RNA, 172 nt
Organism: Funneliformis mosseae
Lineage: Eukaryota; Fungi; Glomeromycota; Glomeromycetes; Glomerales; Glomeraceae
Source: the annotation of a GenBank genome assembly
AACCUCAACAUUUUCUAUUCGUAGAACCAGAACCUCAACUCCUGGUAGAACCUCAAAAUUUCCAGUUACUUACACGCUAAAAGAAUUCCUAAAAGAAUACGAAAGGAGAGCAAAAGAAGCUAGCGCAAGAAUGGAGAAGUUUAUUAAUACAAUUUUUGAUAAUGCCAGUUAG